This is a messenger RNA of Misgurnus anguillicaudatus (oriental weatherfish), 2864 nucleotides long. RefSeq lists its product as uncharacterized. Lineage: Eukaryota; Metazoa; Chordata; Actinopteri; Cypriniformes; Cobitidae. Gene Ontology annotation, biological process: regulation of transcription by RNA polymerase II. Gene Ontology annotation, cellular component: nucleus. Gene Ontology annotation, molecular function: RNA polymerase II transcription regulatory region sequence-specific DNA binding; DNA-binding transcription factor activity, RNA polymerase II-specific. The record is from RefSeq and is a predicted model, not a curated record.
CGCUUUAUUAAUCUGUGCCCUUGAGAAAACCACGACACCACUUUGGACAUUAAAUCUCAUAUUUAGAAGGGGAGUUACAGUAAAAGCAAAUACUGUACAAACCUCUUCAUAUGUCCUCUUUUCUCCUUAUAAAAUGUAAUCUUGCGCAAUAAACUUUUACUGUGAUAUGGCAUAUUGUUAUCUGUCUCUCUUCAUGGUCCCUGAUAUCAGAUCUCUGCUGCUCAGUCUGGGUCUUGAGAUUAUACCUGUCUAAGUGGGCUGUAGAAUAGGGGGUGUGGUUAAUGUUGGGGUUGGGAAAUUUUCCUUAUUUUCAAAAGUUGACAAGUACAGUAGGUGGGAGGGCUUAAGGAAGUCUGCUAAACUAGUGGAUGCUUAAACACAGUCUGAAUGGGAUGUGACAACAUGGCUAACAUCUCACUCUCGCCUGUGAAGGAGUGUUUCCUUUGCUCUUCUUUAAAAGACUCGGUUGUUUUAAGAUGCUGUCACAGUUUGUGUAAAAGCUGCUUACAGAGCUACUGGGAGUUCAACAAGACUCUGGAUUGUCCUGUUUGUUUAAAGGAGACUCACUGUUCUGUGCUCAUGCAGGAUCUGAGUGUUUCCUGCUUUGCCACAGUGCGUAAAUUCUCUCAGGACAGCAACGCAAAACCAAACCAUGCUAGGAAAGCAGAAACUGUGAUGAGGGAGCAGUCAAGUGAAACCAGGGAUGAGGAGGUAGAUACAGAUGUGAUGCUACAUGACGCUUCAACAAGUGAAUCUGAAGAGGAACCUCAUCCACCACCCACAGCUACAUCUAAAUCAUUGAGGUCCAUCCUGUGUCCAAAAUGCGGCAAGAGAUUCGAAAAAAAAUCUGACCUGAGAGCCCACAAAAAAGUGCACGUCUUAAGAAAGCCGCACCAGUGCUCCACCUGUGGAAAGAGUUAUGCUCGUAAAGAUGAGCUCACUUUACACAUGCGUCUGCACACAGGUGAGAAGCUGUUUAACUGCUCUUACUGCAACAAAAACUUCACCAGAGAAAAAUGUUUAAAGUCCCAUUUAAGGAGCCACACAGGGGAAAAGCCGUUCUCUUGUUCUCAAUGUGGGAAAAGUUUUUCUCUAAAAUGUUCCCUAAAAACUCACCUGCGGUUACAUGCAGGCAAUCUGCCUUAUCAGUGUGAUAAUUGCGGGAAGCUUUUCAACACUGCAGCUGCUAUGAGGAUGCACAUGUUGACCCACACCAGAGAGAGCGCUUUCCCAUGUCCACAUUGUGACAAAAAGUUUAUCCGAAAGGAUGAGCUAAAGACUCACCUGUAUAGCCAUUCUGGGAUCAAACCUUUUAGCUGUUCAGUGUGUGGGAAGAGUUUCCUAUCGAAGCAGGUACUUAACAUUCAUCAGGUCAUUCACAAGGAUGACCGCCCCUUUCACUGCACACAGUGCGAGAAAAGCUUUAAAAGGAUGAGCCAUCUGACAUCACACAUAAAGACCCACAGCUCUGACACCCCUUACAAGUGCACCUACUGCAGCAAAUCCUUCAAACUUCCCUUCUACCUAAAACUGCACGAGCGUAUUCACACUGGAGAGAAGCCUUACAGAUGUGAGCAGUGUGGAAAAAGCUUUCGUUUAUCAGGUGAUUGCACCAAACAUCAGGCUGUACAUUCAGAGGAAAAACGGUACAAGUGCUCAAUCUGUGAUAUGAGGUUUCGCUUCAGCAGUUCGCUGAGGAACCACAAAGUCAUUCACUCUGAGGACAAACCUUACCACUGUGAGAAGUGUGGAAAGAGCUUUAAAAGACUCAAUAUCUUAAAAAACCACAAGUUGAUCCACACUGAUGAAAGACAUUUCAAGUGUUCUCAAUGUGAUUUGGCUUUCAAGACUUCAUCUUCGCUCAGGUUACACAAAAUGAUUCACUCCAAGACCCUGCUACACUGCAGCAUCUGUGACAAAACCUUCACUCGCCAAAAAUCGUUCAAAAUUCAUCAAGACAUUCAUGCAGGGAUUCAAGUCUACAAAUGCUCUGAGUGUGGAAAAUGUCUGAGCUCGGAAAGUUGCUUGAAAAAUCACAUGGAGCAACACUUUGAAAAGAAAAUCUAUCACUGUGGUGACUGCGAGAAGAGUUUCAGAUCAGUGGCCUACCUGAGGAAGCACCAGAAGAUGGCGCACAUUGAUGAGAAGCUGUAAAUAAUACCAAAGGGAUACUGGUUACUCACCAGCUGCAACAUUCAGGAGAGAAGGUAUACUUGCUCCCAUUGCAGGCAUUGGUUACGUGAAAUGUAGUUACUAUAUAAUACUGUAUAGUAUGUAGUUUUAUGUAUGCAUGCAAUUAGAUUUGUAUAUAAAAAAGUUAAUGUGAGAAUUAUAUUUUUCAUUUACACAACACCUGUACAAUGCUCAUGCGUCAAGACCCAGAAGAAUUGCUAAAAUAUUACUGCAAGAGAGAAUUAACAAUUAUAACAGAUAAAAUUGUAGUCAAUGUAUGCUUUAUUUCUUUUCAACUUUUUUUUUUUUCUAUGCAAUUUUUGUAUUUUCAAAUAAAACUUGCAUUCCAUAAUAUGUUUGUUAGAAUUAAGAGGUUGUUUUCCCACACACCACAUUUAUACAUUUAAUGUUUUUCAUAUAAGUAUUUCAUAUAAUAAAAGGUGAACUUUAGCUCUGCACUCACACGUUUAAUAUAUUCAGCUACUUCUAUUUAUGUCACAUAGCCAACUAAACUUAAAGCGGAAUUGAACCCUAGACAUUUUAGCCUGUUAUCACGGGUAAUUUAUGUCCAUUUUGCAUUUUACAUGAGAAAAAAAACCAUUUUGAUUAUUAGAUUGAUAGUGUGUUGAAGCGGAAUUUUCGUAACGGUCGUUGAUGGACUCGUUGAUGGACUCAAUUAAACAGAAUGCACU